CAUGAAUAGAGCAGACAAUUCAGCUUCCAUCCCGAUAGAUCUCAUUCUAGAGAUACUCUCGAGAUUGCCUUCAAAAUCAGUAGGGAGGUUUCAUUGCGUGUCCAAGCUAUGGCAAUCCAUGCUUAGUUGUCCAUAUUUCAAAGAGUUGUACUUGACCAGGUCAUCUGCUCGACCACGUCUCUUAUUUGUUGUCCACAGCGUUGGUGAGGAAAAGGAAGAGGAACUACACUUCUACUCGUCCUCACAGCCUCGAAUUCCUUAUGACAAGUCGUCUCUUGUAGUAGCCGCCGAUUAUCAUACGACGUUCCCUUCAGAACGUUGUAACUAUGCAUCUGGUUUGAUAUGUUUCCGUGUAAAGGGCUGCUCAGGGGAGGAAGCAAUGACUCUGAUAUGUAAUCCUAUCACGGGACAGUAUGCGGAGUUACCUAAAGUGAUCAUGUACAUUCCGUCAAAAGCAUUUUUAGGGUUUGAUCCAAUUGACAAACAAUUCAAGAUAUUGGUAGAUCAUCAUCCUUCUUUUCCUCCAAGGGAUCGUCAUAUAAUUUUGACAUUAGGAGUUCCAAAACUUGGGUGGAGGAGUGACAUCUGUUGUCCAAAAUACUACGGAUAUUUGUCUGAAGGAAUAUGCAUCAGUGGAGUUAUAUACUACCUAGUUUGUCCAAGGUACUCAAAAGGAGUAUAUGAAAUAGUUUGUUUUGAUGUUAGGUAUGAGGAGUUCAAGGUUAUAGAAGCACAAUGCUUUUACAAUCAUCAUCAAACUCUCCGAUUGAUAAACUAUAAGGGUAAAUUAGGUGGGAUUACUGGGAAUCUUAAUGACAGUGGUGCCAUUGAAUUGCGUAUGUGGGUUCUACAUGAUGCGGAGAAACAAGAAUGGUCGGAAUAUGUCUAUACUUUGCCUGAGAAUGAUGACGUUAAACUCCACGAUUUUACCGUUGCUGGAAUGACCACUAGAGGUGAAUUUGUUUUGUCUAUGAUCGAUACAUUUAAACCUUUUUAUGUUUUCUACUUCAAUCCCGAAAAGAACGUUCUCAGGAGUGUUGAAAUCCAAGGUUUUGGUGAGGAUGUUAGUAGCGUUAAAGUCUUUGUAGACCAUGUGGAGGAUUUCAACUUUUUUAAAAGAGAGUCUAGCUAG
Messenger RNA from Brassica oleracea var. oleracea, 1132 nucleotides. Its product is annotated as F-box protein At3g57590-like. Lineage: Eukaryota; Viridiplantae; Streptophyta; Magnoliopsida; Brassicales; Brassicaceae. Bases 2 to 1132 code for a protein of 376 amino acids. The record is from RefSeq and is a predicted model, not a curated record. The transcript has a single exon. Gene Ontology annotation, molecular function: protein binding.